GAGUCGCCAACCGGUAUCAAACAGACCACGCAGAUGUUGCAGAUAAGGAGUUGGUAUAAAAGAGUCUGCUGGUCCUCAGCUCGUUGUACAGAAGCAACAUGGGCAAACUACUCAUCUGCGCUGGGCUGGCUCUCCUGCUGCACGUGCAGCUAGGUUCGUCCUACAUCCUGUCCUGUUAUUUCACCAACUGGGGACAGUACCGUCCCGGUGCAGGCAAGUACUUCCCCACCAACGUCGACCCAUGUCUCUGUGACCACCUCAUCUACGCCUUCGCCGGAAUGAACAACAACAUGAUCCAGACCUACGAGUGGGACGACGUGAAGCUCUACGGCGAGUUCCAGGCCCUGAAGAACCAGAACAGCAACCUGAAGACGCUGCUGGCCAUCGGAGGGUGGAACUUCGGAACCCAGAAGUUCUCGGCUAUGGUCGCCUCCGCCGCCAAUCGCCAGACGUUCAUCAGCAGCGUGAUCACGUUCCUGCGUCAGUACGAGUUCGACGGCCUGGACAUCGACUGGGAGUACCCGGGCUCCCGCGGGUCAGGACCUCAGGACAAGGCUCUGUACACCACCCUGGUUCAGGAGCUCAUGAGCGCCUUUGAGGCUGAAGGCCAGAAGACCAACCGCCCCCGUCUGCUGCUCACCGCCGCCGUCUCUGCAGGGAAGGGAACCAUCGACUCCGGAUACCAGAUCGCCCAGAUCGGAGCCGUGCUGGACUACUUCCACGUCAUGACCUACGACUUCCACGGCUCCUGGGAGCAGAACGUGGGCGAGAACAGCCCUCUCUACCAGGGCCCCGCCGACCAGGGAGCCAUGAUUUACUUCAACGUGGACUACGCCAUGAACUACUGGAAGAGCAACGGCGCCCCGGCUGAGAAGCUGCUGGUGGGUUUCCCCACCUACGGCCACACCUUCCGCCUGGCCUCCUCCAACACCGCCGUGGGCGCUCCGGCCAGCGGCCCCGGACCCGCCGGGACCUACACCCGUCAGUCUGGCUUCUGGGCCUACUACGAGAUCUGCACCUUCCUGAAGCAGGGCGCCACCCAGGCCUGGGACGCCCCCCAGGACGUGCCCUACGCCUACAACCAAGGACUCUGGGUUGGAUACGACGAUGUGAAGAGCUUCCAGAUUAAGAUCGACUGGCUGAAGAAGAGCGGCUUCGGUGGAGCCAUGGUGUGGAGUCUGGACCUGGAUGACUUCAGCGGCACGUUCUGCGGCCAGGGAACGUACCCCCUGAUCAACACCAUCAAGAGUGGACUGGGAACUGGGACAACCUGCAGCGCUCGCACCAACCCCCUGCCUCCAGUCACGCCGACCAAACAGGCCCCACCUCAGCCCGCGGGCGGCGGCGGCAGCAGCGGCGGCAGCAGCAGCGGCAGCAGCAGCGGCGGCAGCACUGGUUCCGGCUUCUGCGCCGGAAAGGCCAACGGACUCUACCCAGACCCAACCGACAAGAACGGCUUCUACGAAUGCAACCAGGGAAGCACCUACGUCCAGCACUGCGCCACCAGCCUGGUGUUCGAUAACAGCUGCAAGUGCUGCAACUGGGCUUAAGGGAUCAAUGGCGGAACCUCGCGCUGGCCGUUAGGAGUCGAGUCAACAGCUAUGCAACAUCUGUCUGCGACUCAUUGAUGAACAGCUGUGUAACAUCUGUCACUGGUCUUCUUUAAAUAAAUAUGACAUUUAAAGCAA
Betta splendens (Siamese fighting fish) is the source of this 1688-nucleotide messenger RNA. RefSeq names its product acidic mammalian chitinase-like. Gene Ontology annotation, cellular component: extracellular region. NCBI's taxonomy places the organism in Eukaryota, Metazoa, Chordata, Actinopteri, Anabantiformes, Osphronemidae. The record is from RefSeq and is a predicted model, not a curated record. Gene Ontology annotation, biological process: chitin catabolic process; carbohydrate metabolic process. The coding region runs from base 99 to 1550 and encodes 483 amino acids. The transcript is spliced from 11 exons. Gene Ontology annotation, molecular function: chitin binding; chitinase activity.